Staurois parvus is the source of this 276-nucleotide messenger RNA. Lineage: Eukaryota; Metazoa; Chordata; Amphibia; Anura; Ranidae. The record is from the annotation of a GenBank genome assembly.
CACUCCCUGGGAGCGUGCAGCACCGCGAUCCGGUGCCCGCUGUGUCCUCCGGACAGUGAAACACCGAUCGUCGGACGGGACCUCGGUCCCGAUCAUGUGAUCACCGAUUGGCCAAUCAGUGAUCACAUGCAAAGUAGUAAGCAAGAUGUCACUUGUGACAUCAUUGCUUACUACGUGUGAAAUCUGUGAAUGAUCACAGAGGUCACAUGGUACAAGGCUAUUCACAACAGCCUUGUACCGUGUGACAAGCUGUGACCAAUCACAGCUCACACAGUA